AUGAAAGAAGUUAUUAUUAUUGAAGAUGAGUUUGAUUGCCUAUCAAUACUCUAAGAAUUUAAUGUUAACUAACAGUAUGAAAAAAUUUCAACACCUUAGCUGAAGACCUUGGCAGCAAACAUUAGAAGGAUGAGAGACCUAACAUAGCUAAGCAUUAUACUUAACAAUAACUAAAUUUAAGAUUUGGGAUAGAUAUUAGGCCAAAGUAUUUAAAGCUGUUCAAAGUUGUAAAAGUUAAAAUUAGAUUUGAGUGAUAAUAAAUUAAACAAAGCAGGAAUUUUUGAAAUCUCUUAGAUAUUUAAAAAAUGCUAACAUAUUUCAGAGCUUUAUUUGAAUUUGAGUGCUAAUUAAAUAUGUGAAAAAGGAGCUUAAUAUUUUGGAUAAGGAAUUAGCCAUUGUUAAAAUUUAAUGAUUUUUCAUCUAGAUUUAAGUGAAACAGAUCUUGAUCAUUAAGGCUUAUUUUGGAUAGGAAAUGGCAUAUCACUGACCCAAAAUUUACAAAGACUAUGUCUAUAAAUUACAAACUCUAAAAUUAGUUAAGAGAGUGUUAACAGUUUAAUGAAGGAUUUUUACAAGCUUAAAAUUCUCUCUAAUUUAGAAAUAGAUUUUUAUAAUACUUUUAUAAGUAGCAGCGCUUUUAUAGAGAUUAGUGCUGGUGUAUCGAAACUUUGUGGAUCUAUUCAAUAGUUUUUUCUAACAAUGAAUUAUGUAGAAAUUGGAAUAGAGACACUGAAAGAAUUUCUACUUAGAGUUUCAAAAUGCAUUUAUUUAACUGAAUUUUCUAUAUAUUACAUCUUUUUCUCAAAUUAAGAACUAGAACAUCUUGCCAAAUUUUUGGUUAAUUUACCUUCUCUUCAAAAUUUUAAUUACAUUUUAAAUUCAAGUUAUAAGUAUGAAAAAAUAAAUUUAAUAACCUUUUUGAGAGAAAUUUCUUCAAGUAAGAGCUUACAAUUAAUAAAUAUUGAUAUGAGAAAUAAUCAAAUUUAUACUGAUAUUAGUGAUUUAACUUUACUAAAUGAACUAAACUUUCCUUAAUAGCUUAAGAUUUUGAAUCUAUAACUCUAAAACUGUAAAAUCUGUCAAGAAUUAGCUUUUUAAAUUGCAUUUGCGAUAAAAAAGUGUGUAUAUCUUUAAGUCGUUUAUCUUAAUAUGAACUAUAAUAAUCUACAAAAAAGAUUGGUCAAAAUAAUGCUUUUGAAAAUAUUUAAAUCUAAAAGACUUUCUUUAUUUAAUUUAAAGUGUUUCAAUUCAUCUAAUUAUUUAAGUUAUUUUUGA
This is a messenger RNA of Tetrahymena thermophila SB210, 1275 nucleotides long. RefSeq lists its product as hypothetical. The record is from RefSeq and is a predicted model, not a curated record. The transcript has 15 exons. Lineage: Eukaryota; Ciliophora; Oligohymenophorea; Hymenostomatida; Tetrahymenidae.